GUUCCCGCCCUGUGCGCUGCGCAAUACCAAUUGCCCUUCCCCCUCCAAAUCUACAAAGCGAAGCUAUAGGCGCCCCGACUUGAAGCUACAACGCCAACCAUGGUCAUCUACUCCUUUUACAUCUUCGAUCGGCAUACGGAAUGCAUCUACUCCAAGACCUGGCUCCCACCCCCUCCUGCCCCGGGGGCACAACAACAGCAUGAUAUUUCGACAAGCACUACCGGCGCCGCUGUGGCCUCCUCCGACCCUCACCAUCAUAAUCCCAACACGCUACGCAGCACACGCUCGGCGGUCAGCGCAGCCAACAAAGCCUCGGACGAUGCCAAGCUGAUCUUCGGCACCGUGUUCUCUCUGCGCAACAUGGUGCGCAAGCUGGGCGGCGAAGACGACGCCUUCAUCAGUUAUAGGACAGCCCAGUACAAGCUGCACUACUACGAGACGGCGAGCAACCUACGCUUUGUCAUGCUGACGGACACGGGGACGCUGAGCAUGCGGAACGUGAUGCAUCAGAUAUACAUCAAUUUGUGGUGUGAAUAUGUGGUCAAAAACCCUCUCGCACCCGUCGAACACAAAGGCGGCGCCGGCGUUAGGAACGAGCUAUUCGAGCUGGGCCUAAAUCAGUUUAUCACUGGUUUAAUGUGAGACCUCUUCAUCCAGCCCUUGAUUGAGAUUUACAGUACAGCACAUGAGCACAAACACCC
Molecule: messenger RNA, 701 nt
Organism: Neurospora hispaniola
Lineage: Eukaryota; Fungi; Ascomycota; Sordariomycetes; Sordariales; Sordariaceae
Product: Longin-like domain-containing protein
Exons: 3
Coding region: 100-642 (180 amino acids)
Biological process (GO): endoplasmic reticulum to Golgi vesicle-mediated transport
Cellular component (GO): TRAPP complex
Source: RefSeq, a predicted model, not a curated record